AUUACGCACAAUUUCGACCAUUCUGAUUUUGACUUGCAUGCUCGAAGUUACCAAGAUCGACUAGAUUGGUUGCCUUUGCCAGCGAACAAAAAGCUCGGCGAAGAAACUUCGAAACAGCAUUUUGAAGCUUCAACGUUGGCUACAGCGUUGCCAGAGACCUACGAAAUGCUGCAGUACUACGCCGUAGCAAUGGAGCAGGUUGUCCAUAAUUUGAAAGGGGACCCACUUGAGGAGAGGUUCCAUAAGAUCCAGAAUGAAAUGCGUUCGGUGUUGGCCGAAGUGCAAUCUGCAAUGACUGAAUGCGGAAUUAAACAAAGACCAGACGUUCAGCGUGCAGUGAUGUCCGAUGAAUAUCGUAUCAUUGAACACACGACGUUCCGACGUCUCAGAGAUUGGUACAUCUAUCGCGAUUACAUGAUACUUUUGGAGUACAUCAAGGAGCAAUUCACGUACCUCAAGGAACGAUUAUAAGA
Molecule: messenger RNA, 473 nt
Organism: Ctenocephalides felis (cat flea)
Lineage: Eukaryota; Metazoa; Arthropoda; Insecta; Siphonaptera; Pulicidae
Exons: 2
Source: RefSeq, a predicted model, not a curated record